Messenger RNA from Aspergillus pseudoviridinutans, 1053 nucleotides. RefSeq names its product HMG-box domain-containing protein. The record is from RefSeq and is a predicted model, not a curated record. The coding region runs from base 1 to 1053 and encodes 350 amino acids. The transcript has a single exon. Gene Ontology annotation, cellular component: nucleus. Gene Ontology annotation, molecular function: DNA-binding transcription factor activity, RNA polymerase II-specific; RNA polymerase II cis-regulatory region sequence-specific DNA binding. Lineage: Eukaryota; Fungi; Ascomycota; Eurotiomycetes; Eurotiales; Aspergillaceae. Gene Ontology annotation, biological process: regulation of transcription by RNA polymerase II.
AUGAAAGGAAGCUCGAUUACUCACGACAAUUGUGCCAACGUGGACUUGACGAACCAGUGGCCCUUGUGCGCCCAGCGAACCUAUGCCCGGCAGUCCGCUUUCGACAGUGUCGGGACCGCCAGCGGCGCCCAUACAAAGAAUGAAGGUUUCGAUCUGCCAGGUCCAUUAAGUGAACUGACCCAGACCAUGACACACAUUCCCGUCCGAGACAUGCAUUCCUGGGUCCAGCGGCCGAUUGAGGAGCGUCGUCAGGAGAUUCUCAAAAAGAAUGGCAGGAUUCCACGGCCGAUGAACUCGUUCAUGCUGUAUCGGUCGGCGUACGCCGAUCGAGCGAAGUUCUUGACGACCGCCCACAAUGAUCAUCAGAAAGUGUCCAUUAUCACAGGAAUCAGCUGGAACAUAGAGACCCCAAAGAUUCGCAGAACGUACAAGAUCCUUGCAAGGAUUGAGAAAGAAAAUCAUGCUAGGGCGCACCCGGAUUAUCACUUUUCGGCAAGUAAAAAGAGAAAGCCGUCUUUGGCCAGAACGCAUUCAAAGAAAAAGGCACGGAGCUCAGCCCAGUUGCUGCCCAAGUUAUGCCAGGCUUCCGAUUCUAUCCAGCCUUCUGCUCUGCUAGAUGAUGCUGAAGCCAAUGGCUGCAUGACACGAUAUCGAGUUGCAGAGCAUGGGCUGCCGGUAGAGAGCAGCUCAUACUGGGCGGAAAGCUUACAAAGACCGCAUAUCGGUGACUCUGCCGGCUGCGAUUGGCCGUCCUAUUCCCCGAAGGUCUGGUUCGGACAAGAGCCAACACAGUCUAGCAUGGUGAAUAUGUGGCUCGGGCUGGCCAGCUGGGAGGACAUCCAGCCUUCCUUGACAACAGUCUCCGGACAACGACGAAUGGCUAAUUCCGGCCAUCUGCCGCCUCGAUCCUCAGCCUCUGGGUCUGAACUCGCUGAUAUUCAGUCUAAUUCAGAUUCCCUCUCUGUCCGGUACGCAACGUCACCGGACACGGUUCACCGGAGCGAGCUGCACGAUUGUGACGUUCUGGACUAUGGGCAAGACGUUGGAUGGUAG